AUGGAAAUUCGGAGCCGUAAAAGGGCAGAGGCAUCUACAGUGCCAACCUCUUCUGCUCCAACCACACGCGCCGCCAAACGACUCCGUAACGCAUCCUCAUCAUCCGCCGCCGCCGCCGCCGCCUCGUCGUCUACUCCCAUGGACUCUACCUCGGAACGAUCCACCGCCUCUGCUUCUGCAGCUCGUGGCCGCCGCGGGAAAAACCCGAGUAAUAGUAAGAAUUCCAAUCAUAGUAGCAAUAAGAAACGUAGUGAUAGUAAAGGCAAUGUUAAUUUGGACAAGGGUAAGGAGAAGGAGCCUGAAAUCAGGCAGGGAAACUCAGGGAGGAGUUUGGUUUCGAACACCGGCUCUAGGGGUGUUGCGGACAAUGGUAAUGAUGGCGCUUCGGACCCAACUGUGCUGGAGGGCUUGUUGAGGAAGAUCAGUGCUGAGAUGAGUGAUAUUAUUGCCGCGUCAUCUUCUACAGCUUCUCAACAAAGUGAGAGAUUGAAUAGGAUUUUGUCGGACUUGAGGGCCGAAGGGGAGGAGAGCCAGCAAGUGGAGGCAUUAAUGGAGCUAACAGAGGUGCUGUCGAUGGCGACUGAGGCCUCGCUGAGGAGCUUCUCGUAUGAUUCUUUCGUGCCGGUGCUUGUGGGGUUGGUUAAUUAUGAGAGCAACCCGAAUAUCAUGCUUUUGGCGGCUCGGGCUUUGACCCACUUGGUUGAUGUAGUGCCCUCGUCUUGUGGUGAGGUGGUGCGCUAUGGGGCAGUGCCAUGCUUUGUAGCUAGGCUGCUGAGUAUCGAGUACAUGGACUUGGCUGAGCAGUCUUUGCAAGCUUUGAAAAGGAUAUCCGAGGAACAGCCGGAAACUUGCUUGCGCGCCGGUGCACUUGUGGGCGUGCUCUCUUAUCUAGAUUUUUUCCCCACAGGGAUACAGAGAGUUGCCUUGUCGACUGCUGCCAACAUUUGUGAUGGCCUACCUUCAGAUGCUGCUGAUUUUGUGAUGGAAGCUGUUCCGACGUUGACUAAUCUCCUCCAAUAUCAUGAUAAAAAGGUUGUAGAAGAUGCAUCUUUCUGCCUCACACGUGUUGCCGAAGCAUUUGCUCUUUCACCAGAAAGACUUGAUGACCUAUGUAGCCAUGGUGUUGUUACACAAGCGGCUGUCCUGAUUUCUUCCAGCAGCUUUUUAGGUGGUCAGGCUUCCCUUGGAACUCAUACAUUCACGGACUUGAUCAAGCUUCUUUCCACUCUUGCAAGUGGCUCUGCUCUAGGAGCAAAGUCUCUGCACCUCCUGGGAAUCGGUGGUAUUUUGAAAGACCUGUUAUUGGGGACAGGCCAGGUGACAAGCAUAUCUGUUUCACCUGCUUUUGGCCGAACACCCGAGCAGGUUUGUGAGAUUGUGAACCUGGCAGACGAACUGCUUCCUGCUGUGAAGGGUCAUGCUGGAAACUCUAUCCUUGAGGACGAUUCUAAUGGGGGUAUACCUGAGGUUUCAACCCGUGAGAAACUAUUGAACGAACAGCCUGAACUUCUGCUGCAGUUUGGGAUAGAUCUCCUUCCUGUUCUUGUCCAGAUUUGCAAUUCUAGUGUGAAUGUUUCUGUCCGCCACAAGUGUCUUUCAGUUAUUAGAAAGAUUUUGUACUUCAGCACUUCCGAAAUUAUACAAUCUUUAAUAAAGGUCACAAACAUAUCAAGUUUCUUAGCUGUGGUUUUAGCUUGGAAGGAUCACCAAGCUUUGGUGCUUGCUCUUCAAAUAGCAGAAAUUUUGAUGGAAAAGCAUCCUGGUACUUUCUCAAGGACGUUUGUUAGGGAAGGUGUUGUGCAUGCUGUGGAUGCAUUGAUAUUGUCUGGAGGAGAUAGCAGUACUUCUCAACAGUCCCGUCACAAGAAAUCUAGUAAUUGUUCUUCUCGUUCUAGACGAAAUACAAGAAAAGAUGUUAGCUCCAGUUCAGUUGAUAACACCUCAGAUCCAACUGCGAAUUCAAGUCUUCUAGUGACAGUGAGUUCACAUGCAAGACUGUUGAAAGAAAAAUAUUUUUCUUCAGAUGCAGCAGCCAGUGGAUCUGGGGUUACAGAUGGUCUCCUCCGCUUGAAAAAUCUUUGCACAAGAAUGAACAUGGGGAUCGAUGAGCAGAAAAAGAGAUCCAAGGGAAAAUCGAAAGCCAUUGGUGCUCGGCUCAGUAAAAAAUCCUCUAGGAUAGAGGAAGAAUUGGUUGAAAUGAUUGUUCAGCUUCUACAGGAGCUUAGCAGAGAAGAAGGUGCAUCAACUUUUGAGUUUAUGAGUAGUGGGGUAGUUUCCUGCUUACUUAACUACUUUACUUGCGGAUAUUUCUCCAGUAAAAAGAUUUCCAAAGUUGGUCUGCUUAGGCUUCAGCCACUAGCAAUAAGAAGAUACAAGUCUUUUGUCUCCCUCUUCCUUCCUUCAAAUGUUGAAGGGAGUCCUAUGAGCGUUUUGGUUCAAAAGCUACAAAAUGCUUUGUCCUCAUUAGAGUGUUUCCCUCUUGAAUGCAGCCGGUCUACGUAUCGUUCAUUAGAUAGGAAUGCAAGUGUCUCAUCUGGUUCCAGUAGUUUAUCUCGUUCAAUCAAACUGCGUCUUUCCCGAGCACCCGGAGAAAAAACACUUGGCGAUUACUCUACGAAUGUUGUGAGUAUUAGUGAUCCAUUGACAAGUCUGGCUGCCGUUGAAGACUUCCUUCUGCCGAGGGUUCAGCAAGAUGAGUCUAAUCAGCCUUCUGCAUGUGCUGGGAAGUCAGGGUCUGAAACAACUUCUGCAGAGGAAAAAGAUUCUAGCGCAUCAAAGGCAAAGGGGAAAGCAGUUGUCACACAAGACCAAGAAGGUGUGGAAGGACCUCAGACUAGGAGUGCUGCUCGUAGAAGUUCGGCCCUUGAUGAAGAUAAGCACAUGAUACCACUGAUUGAGGACACCUCUUCCAAGGUAGAGGAGUCGGACAAUUUGCCUGUGGCAACUGAUGAGCAAAUGGAAGGUGGAGAUGAUGAUAUCUCUGAUGAUGAUAUCUCUGAUGAUGAUAUAUCUGAUGAUGAUAUCUCUGACGAUGAUAACUACCCUGACGCCACUUAUGUUGAUGCACUGAGAAGCGCUACUCUUCCUAUUAUCAUGACAGACAUAGUGCAUGAUAUUGAACUAGGUGACUCUUCAGAUGACAGUCCUGAUAGACAAAAUGAACGACCAAAUAGUUCUAGCUCUGCAGGUACUAUAGGACGAGGUGUUCGUGGACUAAUAUUUACUGCAGAGGGGAGGCAGCUGAAUAGUCGAAUGACUGUUUAUCAGGCAGUAUUGGGCGAGGGUGAAUCCAGUGAUGGUCGUCAGGUCUGGGAUGCCAUUCACACUAUACUUUACCAAAGCGCUGAUAAUCAUGCUACAAGCUUUUCACUUGGGACUCUUGCAUCAACAACUGAAUCUGAGUCUUCCAAAGCUAGUGCUUCUGGUGACUACACUGAAUUAUCCUUGAGUAGUAUCUCUCUUCUGGAUAGGUUCAUCCGAGGGGAAUUCCCUUGUGAUUUGGAAAGAGAAGACCCCAUUUAUAAUAUUCUAGCACUAUUACGUGUACUGGAGGGGUUGAAUCAGUACGCACCACUUUUGCGGGUCCAAAUAGCAAUCGACAGUUUUGCGGAGGGGAAAAUUUCUAAUUUAGAUGAACUGAAUAUGAGUGGAGCCAAGGUUUCUCCGAAAAUUUUUGUAAAUGGCAAGGUUACUUCAAAAUUGACUCAAAAAAUUCAGGACACUCUUGCCGAUAGCACAUGUCCCCUUCCUUCUUGGUGCUACCAUCUGACAAAAGCUUGCCCAUUUUUGUUCCCUUUCGAAACCCGUUGCAUGUAUUUCUAUUCAACUGCUUUUGGAUUUUCUCGUGCGUUGCAUCGGCUCCAACAGCAGCAAGGUGUUAAUGGCCAUGGUUCAAUGAGUGGGCGAAAUGGUAGGGGUAGCAUAUUAACCCGCCAGAAAGUUCGUGUCCACAGGAACCGAAUUUUAGAUUCAGCUGCAAAAGUCAUGGAGAUGUACUCUAGUCAGAAAGCUGCUCUUGAAGUUGAGUAUUAUGGUGAGGUUGGCUUGGGAUUGGGGCCUACCAUGGAGUUUUACACUCUUUUGAGUCACGAAUUUCAGGAAGCUGGAUUAGGAAUGUGGAGGUCAAGUUCAUAUUCUGGACAUAUGCCUCUUAGGUUGUUUCCUCGCCCUUGGCCAGCCACUGCUGAUACUUCGGAUGGUAGCCAAUUUUCCAAAGUUAUCGAGUAUUUCCGUUUGCUCGGGCGGAUAAUGGCUAAAGCUCUUCAAGACGGGAGGCUUUUAGAUUUGCCACUGUCAGCAGCCUUUUAUAGGCUUGUUCUUGGUCAAGAGUUGGGUUUGCACGACGUCACUUCUUUCGAUGCGGAACUUGGGACUACAUUGCAAGAAUUGCAAGCCCUCGCAUGCAGGAAAGAAUACUUGGAAUCUGUGAGAAGCUAUAAUCCAGAAGAGCUCUAUUUUCGUGGAGCUUCUGUUGAUGAUCUUUGUUUAGAUUUCUCCCUUCCGGGCUAUGCAGAUUAUAUUUUGAUAUCAGGCGAUGAAAAUGUGGAUAUAAGUUCUCUGGGAAACUAUGUUUCCCGUGUGGUUGAUGCUACGGUAGGGACUGGGAUCAUGCGACAAAUGGAAGCAUUUAGAUCUGGUUUUAAUCAGGUGUUUGACAUCUCAACUCUGACGAUAUUUUCUCCGAAUGAGCUGGACCAGUUGCUGUGCGGCUGCAGAGAAUUGUGGAAGGCUGAGUCUCUCGUGGACCACAUUAAGUUCGAUCAUGGAUACACUUCAAACAGUCCUGCCAUCAUCAAUCUUCUUGAAAUCAUGGGUGAGUUCACUCCCGAGCAGCAGAGAGCCUUCUGCCAGUUUGUCACCGGUGCUCCUCGGCUUCCGCCAGGUGGCCUGGCCGUGCUGAAUCCUAAGCUGACUGUUGUAAGAAAGGUACAUAAUUUGCCAGACUCUGUGGAUGAUGACUUGCCGAGUGUCAUGACUUGUGCGAAUUACCUAAAGCUUCCACCAUACUCAUCUAAGGAAAUUAUGCACAAGAAACUACUAUAUGCUAUUAGUGAAGGUCAAGGAUCUUUCGAUUUGUCAUGA
Striga hermonthica is the source of this 5082-nucleotide messenger RNA. NCBI's taxonomy places the organism in Eukaryota, Viridiplantae, Streptophyta, Magnoliopsida, Lamiales, Orobanchaceae. The record is from the annotation of a GenBank genome assembly.